UUCGUAUGUUGCUAAGUCUUCCUGUUGGUUGUGCUCAGCCUGGGCAAAAACGGAGGAAAAGCUUCUUCUUCAGGCUCUUCGUCCGAGUUGGAGAGAAGAAGUAGCGAUGUAACCUUCUUGACAGCAAAACAAGAUCAUGGCCUGAUUUACUCCCCUAUUCUCUUUCCUUAGAACUGUGUUCUCUCGUCCGUCGCCAGAAUGGCGUACAAGCAGAAUACCUACUGGAAAGAUGUCCUCACUAUCGUGCCGAUCGUCGGGGCUAGUCUGGCUACCGUCACGUAUCUGCUGCGUCUGUACUCCAGGCGACUGACAGCUGCGGGGAUCUUUCUCGAGGACAUACUGAUGGGCAUUGGGUUGAUCAUCUCCUACUGCGCUACGGCUUUUGUAGUUGAGACUGCGUUCAAUGGUGUUGGUGUACCUGUCAAAACUCUGCCGCAUGAUGAGCGGUAUCGUAUUCAAUUUGGAUCCUGGAUGAUACAGAAAUUCUGGGCCCCGUCCAUGGCCUUUGUCAAGAUCUCCAUCAUCGUCUUCUUGAAGCGUCUCCUGGGGUCUGUCCGUCUAUAUGCCACCAUCUCCAAUUGCCUGAUCGCCUUCAUUGCCGUAUGGGCCCUAACCGCCGUCCUGGUCAACACGUUCCAAUGCACGCCGGUGCAAUACUACUAUGACAAGUCGUUGAAGGGACACUGCAUGAAGGGGCAGGUGCAGUUCUUCCAGGCUAUGGGAUCGAUUGCCUUGAUCGAGGAUGUCAUCAUUCUCUGUCUACCGAUUCCCAUUGUCUGGAGACUGCAGAUUACUUUUCGGCAGAAGCUCGCCUUGACCGUAGUCUUCUCCCUCGGUGGAUUGGUCUGCAUCUUCAGUCUCAUGCGCCUAAUCGAGUUCCGCCACUUCGUCGUCACAGAUCUCGCCUCCUCCAGCGCCAAAGAAUCCAUCUGGACCUCCCUCGAACUCGACGUCGCCAUCAUCUGCGGCUGCCUGCCGCUCCUCAAACCCCUCGUGCAAGGUUUCCUCGGCAAAGUCAAAAGCGGCGUCUCCAAGGGCUACUCGCAGCCCUCCGCCGGCUCCAAACUCCCCUUUCCUGCGUCGCGGACAAACAACGAUGGGUUUCAGCAAAUCGAUGAUCCGAAUGGGACGUUGGCGUCGGCCGCGUCGAAGACGCUUAAUGUGGCGACUACGCCGAGCCGGAAUAGCUCUGAUGUGGAGUUGCAGGGGAUUACGGUGCAUACUAGUAUCCGGCAGGAUGUGGAUGGAAGGUCGGAUGUGGGGAGUACGGAUCGGGUGUUGAAUCAGGAGUGGAGGCAGUAAUAUAUUGCAUAUUUUCAACUUGUAUAUAUUAGGUUCUAUUCAUAAUGUAUUUGUGACACCCCUGUAGCCGCUGGUGGCUCGAUCUGACGAACUGCAUGGGUGUUGCGUC
Molecule: messenger RNA, 1411 nt
Organism: Aspergillus novofumigatus IBT 16806
Lineage: Eukaryota; Fungi; Ascomycota; Eurotiomycetes; Eurotiales; Aspergillaceae
Exons: 5
Coding region: 199-1302 (367 amino acids)
Source: RefSeq, a predicted model, not a curated record